This is a messenger RNA of Pocillopora meandrina, 2299 nucleotides long. NCBI's taxonomy places the organism in Eukaryota, Metazoa, Cnidaria, Anthozoa, Scleractinia, Pocilloporidae. The record is from the annotation of a GenBank genome assembly.
AUGGUUCCGCUGGUUCCGGUGGUUGUGGAGAUUCCGCGGUCUGCCGAUCCAUGGUUUAGUAACACCCGUCGCCAUCGUGGUGUUCCUAAAGUCCCCAGUGGCUAUGAAGGAAAUUUAACUGCGUUGUUGAAUGGGUUUACUGCAGUAGAGCAAAAUGUAUCCAGCUCGGCAAGAGAACGAAAACAAAUUGUUCUGCUGAGUAGAACUAGAGGUUUACCGAAGAUAGAUUUCUAGGGUCAUAUAGGUCAUCUGACAUUAAGUGCGCGUUUGCGAGGCUUAUUAUGACGGGUAACAAAACCCUUUGUUUUCUCUAUCUAAUUACUGCAACAAAAGCUGUAGUUUCGCCAAAAACUAUAGUCAAAAUAUUUUUAAAGGUUGAAUGGUUUCAGGAUGAUUAUGGUGAGAAGAGCUGUUCUAUUUAAGGUAACAACUCCACGUUAACUGAUGUUUGCUAGUCAUACCUCAUACUUCCAAUGAGACAAUAUAAAAACAAUAGAACGCCCUUGUAAUACGACUAUUUAGCUCUUAGGGUUACUUUUUAUGCCCCAGUAGAAACCAAAAGGUGUCAUUUAUCUCUGAACAAAUUAAUAUCGAUAAGUCAAGGGUGAUUGCGUUCAUUUCAUAUUCGAUGGCUGAUUACAGCAUAAGGCCCCCAUUAUCUGCUAAAAAUUUCUCUCUUUCACCUACCGAUCAUUCGGUUCCUUGUAAAUUUGUACGAUUAGUUCAAUUAAACAGGGAUUUUGAUGGUUCCUAAAUAUGAUCUAUUGAGGAACAGACGCAUGGAUGUCGUCACUAUAAACAACAUUUCGCUUUUUUAUCUCGUAAAACAAAUAGAUUCCAUGUUGGCGUGGGUCUGUACAGUAAUAGAUCACAGCACCUCGUGUGCCAUUUUUUUCGUUUUUAUCACAUUUUUACGUCAUGUGUGACCUCUUGCGGAACAUACGCAUUGCAGCGUGGAAUGUGUUUGUUUAGCGGGGAAUUUGGUGUUGGGUGUUCCAUCAAGAUAAAACGCUUUAGAUUAGUGGAAAAUACCAUCCGCAAAGUGAAAUCCCUGCAAAAAAUUACAGUGGACACUCAAGUCAUGCGACACUUAAUCUUCAAACUCGAACUCACUUGAAAAUAACAAUAUACAAAUAUCUACCGUGUCUUUCCUCGCUGUAAAUUUUAAAAGUAUUUAGAUGUGGAAAUUUUGUUUCCUUUCUUGCUUAUGUGCUGCAUAGUUAGUCGAAGUUUCAGUUAUUCCGAACCGCAAAAAUUGUUCUUUCAAGACGCAAAAAAUUCCUUACCUGAACGAUAUAAUUCCCGCGGAAUAAUCAAGUCAGCGGUUUAAGCUUUUUAAAGCUUAAAAGUCGCACCUGUUUCCUUGCCUUAUCAGGCCUGUGUUCUUAUCAAUAUUAAGUGAAUAUCCGGUUCAGCCAUUCCCUGAAAAAAAUUUUUUUCUCGUUUUUUUUUUUUUUACUCGUGGAGUUAACUGAUAAACGCAAGUUAGCAAUGAUUAAUUAGCAAUGUACCAUACAAGUACACCAAGCAACUGUGCCUUAGAAAGAAUUUCACUCCGAAAGUUAUCAUUAUUGUGACUCGUGUAAUCAUAAAAAUUGCAAUUUCCUCGAUAGUGGUCGGUUUAAAAAAACUCCUGUUUUCCACCUAUCCACUUGCCAAGUUAUUGCUGGACAACUUGUUUUCGAACAGGUCAAUAAACCAAUCACAUUCAAAGUUUCGCUUUAAAUCAACCAAUCGCAACAUUGGUUUCAAUCACCUUAACAGUUAACGCCUCCUUUGUCAGUCUUUCAGUGCAAAUUUUCCCUCCUAACUUUUAUGCAUUUAUAUAGAAAUAUACGAGGUCAUUUUAACGAGCAAUUGUGGUGAAUAGUUUGAGGCAGUGAGAUUUAGUGAGUUUAAAUAAAGGAUUUUAAAAUUUAAAUUUCGAGUGCGUCUUGUGUGCGGUUUUUUUUUUUAAUCGCGGGGUGCGGAAUAUCACCUGAAGCAUUCUGGAAUUGAUGAAAACGAUGUGGAAAUCGAAUUUAUCGACCAAGACUAUUUACCUUUGGCUCGCGAGUCAGAAGAAGAGAUUGACUCCGAUGAUUUUGCAGAAUCUAGUGGGGAUGAGUCUGAAGAACUGGAAAGUGAGGAUGAUGAAGACCUAGAGGAGGAAGAAGAAGUACCGGCAUGGAGCGAAGAAAUAACAAGAAGGGAUGAUAUUGAUUUCAGUGAACUCGCGGGAUUGGCAGCAAAUGUAAACAUUAGAUCUUUGACAUUGAGCAAAGGGUUUUUUGAUCUGUUCUCCACUGCUCAGGUAUAG